Molecule: messenger RNA, 1800 nt
Organism: Vidua chalybeata
Lineage: Eukaryota; Metazoa; Chordata; Aves; Passeriformes; Viduidae
Gene: MIIP
Product: migration and invasion inhibitory protein
Exons: 11
Coding region: 306-1703 (465 amino acids)
Biological process (GO): negative regulation of cell migration; negative regulation of G2/M transition of mitotic cell cycle
Source: RefSeq, a predicted model, not a curated record
CAUGCCGGGAGCUGCGGGGCGGGACCGGCCGCUCGAACGGCCGCGCCGGGGCCGCCCGGGGGGAUCCCGGCGGCGGCUGGAGCUGGGCGGGCAUCCCCCGACUCCCGGAGCUGGGCUGGCAUCUCCGCAGCGGCGGGGGCGGCGCAGAGUUUCUUUUCUCUGUUAAGUCAGCUCCCAGUUUCUGAGUGCAAAAUAUUUGGCAGUAUAUCCAAGGGGAGAGAAUCAUUGGUGGUGCUGGUUCUGAGCAUAAGGAGUUUUGAGACUGGCUGAUUUCUCAGGAGCAAGAAUCAACAUUUCAACAGCUGAUGGACUUAGAGCUCCUGAAGAGGCUGCGCCAGGCCAGCCAGGACCUUCUGCAAAGGCUGAGAAUGAAGCAGGAGGAGAUCAGAAAGGGACUUCCCAGCAAGCAGCUCCUUCCAGCAUCUCUUCAUGGCAGCACAGCUGCUGAGAGAUGGAUCCCCUUGCCCAGGAGAGUGAAGGAAAAUCCAGUCGAUGCAGUAAAACCUACAGCUGACCCUGGUAAAAUGGUGUCUGUGGAACCCAGAGCUGGCCCAGCCCUCAGUUCAUCUCUUCAACACAGCAGCAGUGCCACAGGGGUACAGCAACAACAAGGGAAGACACAGGAAGGAGCAGGUUUCCAUUCCAACUUUCCUGGGAAAGAGAAGAAUGUUAUGCCAGCAUCUGCAGUCAUUACGUGUGGCAGAGAAAUCUCCAGAGUGGAUGGGGAUGGUGGUGCUCAAGGAAGUCCAGAGAAAGAAUCCUUCUCCCUGGGACAUGGAGAGAACAGAAAACAAUCUGCUCUGCUGCGUGGUUUCCAUGAGAAAAGUCAUCCGGGGCCAUCACUGAGCAGAGUGCAAAAUAAAGAGACCAGUGAGCAGCAUGUGGUCAUCAGAGAGCCCCAGAUCCCUAAAUCAGUCUUGCUGAUGUCUCAGUCCAAAGACUUGAAGAAGGAAGCUCGUCAUGUGACUUUUCAGCUUGACCCUGAAGAAGAUGCCAUACCUGCCAGCAGCUGGUCUGCCUGUCCUUUCCUGGGCUAUGACUGGUUUGCAGGGCUUCUUGAUACAAAGUCUUCAGUAACAGAAAAAUCUGAGCAAUACUUCACUGAGCUGCACAAGUUCCGACAGUCCAACAGAGAGACCUGUAUUCAUCAGCAGCACGUGGAGCCCAAGGCUCUGGAUUGCACAGGUCCUGAACAAGAAGUGGAUUUGUUAACUGAUUCUCACAAGUGUGUUUACUGUUACAGAUUAAACCAGCGCCUCUUUACCGUCCCUGUGGAUUCAGAAUCUGCCUGCCCUGUGUGUAAGAUCCCACGUGCCCACCAGCCCCCAGGGACACUGGAGGAGCCAACCUGUGUCAGGGUCAGCAUUCCCAGGUCUGCCCUUCUGCCAGCCUACAAGUACAAAGCCCAUCGCAGGAGGAGCUUGGAGCCGGCAGAUGACCUCGCGCUGCCUUCGCAUUGCCUGGCUGGCUGGGAAAACCUGGUUCCUUCCAGCAGCACCCUGCUGAGCAGUUUGGAUCUGCGAGCCUCACUGGAAGAGAAGCCUUCUCCCUGUCCUCACCUGGACUCAGUGUCCAGAGUGUCAGGAGAAGCCAGAACUGACAAGUUUCUACACCUGCCUCACCUGAGGUGUAGCAGAGCAAACCGGGACACCAGACAGCAGCUCUCAGUUCAGACCCCACUCCCUCAACACUCUGGAUCAUGACUUGUUUGUCCUGGGGAAGGGAUGGGCACAGCACGUGGAAACAACUGAGAAACAAAGCAGUUUGGAUAAAAAUAAACCUUUGGACAGAUUUUCCCCA